Messenger RNA from Scomber japonicus (chub mackerel), 813 nucleotides. RefSeq names its product catechol-O-methyltransferase a (gene comta). Gene Ontology annotation, biological process: catecholamine catabolic process; dopamine metabolic process; developmental process. NCBI's taxonomy places the organism in Eukaryota, Metazoa, Chordata, Actinopteri, Scombriformes, Scombridae. The coding region runs from base 1 to 813 and encodes 270 amino acids. The transcript has 5 exons. The record is from RefSeq and is a predicted model, not a curated record. Gene Ontology annotation, molecular function: catechol O-methyltransferase activity.
AUGUUGCUGUUCACGGUUCUGGUGGUUCUGGUCGGCCUGUGCGUUUUGUGUCGUUGGUUGAUUCCCUGGUUGGUUCAGACUAACGCCACUCUGGCUCUGCUAUGGUACGACGUCCUGCUGGAGACAACGCUCGACCUUCUGACCAGAAAAUCACGACCCCAGCGGCUCCUUCAGGCUGUCAGUAUAAAUGCAGUCAAAGGAAAUCCAGACAGCGUAAUCAAAACCAUUGAUCACUUCUGUCAACACACGGAGUGGGCCAUGAAUGUAGGAGAUGAGAAAGGAGCUAUCUUGGACUCUGUUGUCAUGGAAACCUCUCCAUCCACCAUGCUGGAGUUGGGAACCUACUGUGGUUACUCUGCUGUCCGUAUCACCAGGCUGUUACCCCCAGCAACAAGGCUGAUCACCGUGGAGAUGAACCCUGACUACGCUUGCGUGGCGCGACAGGUCAUCCAGCACGCAGGACUGCAAGACAAGGUGUGUGUGUUGGAGGGUCAAUCAGCUGACCUGAUUCCCAAGAUGGCCGACAUGUUUGGAAUCCAGUCAUUUGACUUGAUUUUCAUGGACCACUGGAAGGAACGCUACCUGCCUGACCUCAAACUGCUGGAGGACUGUGGUCUGCUGGCUCACGGCUCAGUGGUCCUGGCUGAUAACGUGAUCUGUCCCGGAGCUCCAGACUACCUGAAGUACGUCAGAUCCAACCUGAAGUACAGCAGCAGGUUCUACCAGGCUCAUCUGGAGUACACCAGAGUCCUGGAUGGACUGGAGAGGUCUGAGUUUCAGGAUGGAGAGACAGACACACAGACAGACAGGUAG